AUGUCAUAUCUGAUUUGGUUUAGCAGUCAUAAUAAAUAUGACGAAUUAAAAAUACUUGAAUUAAAAUCGUUGCUAGAAACUUUUGGUUAUUAUUGUAACAUAUCCUUAAAUGGGGAGGAAUUAAAUUUAAAAAAAAAUAAAUAUGCGGGAGAAACAUAUAUAAAAAUAAAUAAACUAAAGGAAAAUAUUUCAAUUGAAAAUAUAUGGGAAAAUGUCUUAUCAAGAAGUAUUUUAAUAAAAGGUGUUGUUGAAAUAUGGGGGGAAGGGGAAACGUAUGAUGAACUAUUAGCAAAUUUAAAAGCAAAAAAUGAUUUAUUUGAAAGUACUUUAAAUAAUAAAAAAUGGUGUUUUCAUUUCCAUGCAUAUGGUAAAAUAAUAAAUCAAGAAGAAAAGGUAAAAAAAAUGGAUAUGUUUAAUAUUUAUGUAGAAAAAUAUAAAAAUAUAGAUAUAUUAAAUCCACAUGUUCAAUUAGCCAUAUUUGAAGAAUAUGAUAAAGAAUCUAAAGGAAUUUUAAAUAAAAUUUAUUUUGGUAAAUGUAUUGCUCUGAGGAAGUUUAAUCCAUUAUUAAUUUAUAAUAAAGAUAAAAAUGAACAUGCUUGUAGUAGUUAUAAAAAAGAAUGCGAUAAUUGUAACAAUGAUGUUAAUGAAAAAAAAAAAAUUGAAAAUAACAAUAGGAAAACAUGGUGGGCCCAUUAUGCUCUAAAUAAAAGGCGUAUAUUAGGACCAACUACAACUGAUAAUGAAUUAGCUUUUAUUAUGUGUAAUAUUGCAAAAAUAAAAAAAGGAGAUAUAGUAUUAGAUCCUUUUGUUGGUUCAGGAGGAUUACUAAUUGCAUCUUCUGUUUUUAAUGCAAUAUGUAUAGGUAAUGAUAUCGACAUAAGAUUAUUAAAAGGUUAUAAAUUAUCUUAUUUAAACCCUCACAUGAAACAUAAAAGUAAUAAAAAAACAAUAUUUGAAAAUUUUAAACAAUAUAAUCUAAACAGUCCAGAAAUAUUAGUAUCUGAUAAUUCUAAUCCUGUUUGGAACUUUUUUCAUAAACCAUGGAUUGAUGCUAUAGUAACAGACCCCCCAUAUGGAAAUAGAGCAACUGUUCGUAUGUCUAUAAAAACAGAAAACCCCAAAAAAACGAAUAAAAUCGAAAAUGAAAAUUCCAGGAAUAUAACUAAUGACAGUAUUUCUAAUAAUUAUGGAGAUGCUCUCCAAAAUAAUAGUAACUAUAUUGGGAAUUCAGAAGCUAAUGAUAAUAUUAUUGUUUCUAAUUCUAUUAGUGAACCUAGUAAUAAUGAUAAAUUGAGCAAAGCAAAAUCAUUAAUAAAUACUAAAACAGUUACCUAUUCUUGCGCCUUAGCUGUAAAAGAUCUUCUAACUAUCGCCUCGAAAACACUUGUUGACAAUGGUAUGCUUGUUUUUUUAUUUCCAGUGCAAUUUGAAACAAUGCAAGAAGAAAUGGAAAUACUAAAACAUGAGGAUUUUUAUUUAAUAUCAUAUGGUAUGCAAGAGUUUACCGAUUACUCUGGUAGGCUCAUAGUUGCAAUGCAAAGGAAACCUAGAAUUUAUUAA
This is a messenger RNA of Plasmodium yoelii, 1560 nucleotides long. RefSeq names its product tRNA guanosine-2'-O-methyltransferase, putative. Gene Ontology annotation, biological process: methylation. Gene Ontology annotation, molecular function: nucleic acid binding. The transcript has a single exon. The record is from RefSeq and is a predicted model, not a curated record. Bases 1 to 1560 code for a protein of 519 amino acids. Gene Ontology annotation, cellular component: cytoplasm. NCBI's taxonomy places the organism in Eukaryota, Apicomplexa, Aconoidasida, Haemosporida, Plasmodiidae.